AAAGGAAGGCAAAGCGACCAGGACCGCAAUCUGCAUUUUCUGGGCGAGCCGAGAAGCAAGCAUCUGUGCCAAGAUUGCAAAAGGAGAAAAGGGCAGACGAACCCAAUCAUUUCCGUGCUUCUUCAGCAUCACUCCCAUCCCAUUCUACGACGCCUUUUCUUUUUCUUUUUGGCUCUCCAGACAAAAAGCUCACACACUCUUUAACUGGUCGCUUCACUCGUCUCUAUAACAACCCUGGCGCAAUGGAGAAGUGAUGUGAUGUACGCACGCAAUGGAGGAGUACCUGCGGCCGUUGCGUCUGCUCUGCAUCUUGGCCUUCCUCACGCAAUGUGGAGCAAGAGUGCUGCGGAGAACAGAGGAGGAGAUACUACUCGAUCACUACUCCUCUUCUGAUCCCUACUACAGCACACCCAUCAUGCCUCCCUACGGUGAUGCAUUCGCGCCACCAAUUCCUCCACCGCCUCCCCCUCCAGGCUGCGUCCUCACUCCAGACGCCGUUCCGGUGCCGGCGUUCAGCUACUCCUCUCCUCCGCCGCCACAGGUGUAUUACCCUCCGCCGGAUAUCGGGCCAAGCCCACCACCCAUGGAUACGCCACUUCCGCCUAUCAUUUACCCAAGCCCACCCGAAGUCACACCUAGCCCACCAGAGAUCGCGCCGUAUCCCAGCCCACCUGUCAGCCCGCCAGAGAUAGAGCCAUAUCCGAGCCCACCGGAAGUCUCGCCGAGCCCACCUGAAAUCUCACCGAGCCCGCCCGAAGUCUCGCCGAGCCCACCGGAAAUUGCACCGAGCCCACCCGAAAUAGCACCCAGCCCACCGAAAAUCUCGCCGAGCCCACCUGAAAUCUCGCCGAGCCCGCCCGAAGUCUCGCCGAGCCCGCCGGAAAUUGCACCGAGCCCACCUGAAGUAGCACCCAGCCCACCGGAAACCUCGCCGAGCCCGCCCGAAAUUGCGCCGAGCCCACCCGAAAUUGCACCGAGCCCACCGGAAACCUCGCCGAGCCCGCCUGAAAUUGUGCCGAGCCCGCCUAGUUACGAACCCAGCCCGCCCAGCAUUGUGCCGAGCCCACCGGAGUACGCGCCGGAGCCACCAACCUACGUACCGAGCCCACCGGGGUACUCACCGGAGCCACCAGCAAACGUGCCGAGCCCCCCAGAGUACGCACCGGAGCCGCCGGCGUACGUGCCGAGCCCACCUAUCUACGCGCCGUACCCCCCAGGAAUCGUCCCGGGCCCGCCGGAGUACGCGCCGGAACCACCUGGGGUCAUCCCGAGCCCGCCGGAGAACGUGCCGAGCCCACCAGGGAUCGUCCCCGGCCCGCCGGGGGUCGUCCCGGCCCCGGGAGGUUUCCUGCCGCCGGUUGUGUUCCCGCCCCCGUUCGCGUCGCCGUCGCCAGGGACGAUGAGCGCAACGUGGUGCGUGGCGAAGCCGUCGGUGCCGGGGCCGAUCAUGCAGCAGGCCAUGGACUACGCGUGCGGCUCCGGCGCGGAUUGCGACUCCAUCCAGCCAUCGGGCCCGUGCUUCCAGCCGGACACCAUGCUAGCUCACGCCUCCUACGCCUUCAACAGCUGCUGGCAGCGCACCAAGGCCAACGGCGCCACCUGCGACUUCGGCGGCACCGCCAUGCUCAUCACCAAGGAUCCAAGCUAUGAUGGCUGCCAUUACAGUGUGAUGUGAUCCAACCAACGGGAACAUUUUGUGUAGUUGGGCUAUGCUUUGUUUCAGUGACAUUUUGUUUUGCUCUCAACUGUGAAGGGCUCUGGAAGCUCGACAGCAUUUUCUCAAGAUCAGAGGAACUUGAGAUACAUGAUGCUCUGAUAGUCUGAUGUGACUAGGGAACUUGCAGUUGAUUAUUGAUUUUGUGUAGGGUAACAGACUCGAUCCAUCCUUCUUUUUUAGAAAGAGUCCUAACAGUUUCUUUUUUGGUGCCUGUUAUUGUUUUGUAUUAUAUAUCCUGAAUAAGGGAUGUAAUUUCAUUGUGGCAACCCAG
Messenger RNA from Phragmites australis (common reed), 1988 nucleotides. Its product is annotated as extensin-like. The transcript has 3 exons. The record is from RefSeq and is a predicted model, not a curated record. The coding region runs from base 272 to 1675 and encodes 467 amino acids. Lineage: Eukaryota; Viridiplantae; Streptophyta; Magnoliopsida; Poales; Poaceae.